GUCCAGACUGAUUGUUAGAAACUUGUCGUUUAAAUGCACAGAAGGUCUGUUGCGAGAAGUGUUUUCCCAAUAAAAAAAGAAAGUAGUGGUUCAUGUUCCCAUGGAUACUAACCAAAAAAAAAACAAAGGUUUUGCUUUUGUGCAGUUUUCUGAUGAAAAAAAUGCUGCAAAGGCUAUGAAAGAAAUGAAUCUUAAGGAAAAAAAUGGUCGUCCUAUUGCUGUAGACUGGGCUCUUUCCAAAAAAAAAUAUGAUCUUAUGCAGGUUUCAAAAGAAGAACAGGCAACUCAAAAAAAAGACAUUGUGGAAGAUGAUGAAAACAAUGCACAGAAAAAAAAUGAAGAUGAAUGGAAGGAAGAUGAAGAGAAAGAAGAAAAAAAAAGGGAUAAAGUAGAGAAACAUGGGGAAAAAGAGAAAAAAAAUGAGGGUGACGGGGAAAAAGAGAAUGAUGAUGAGGAAAAAAAGGAAGAAGAGAGUGAUGAUGAGGAUGACAGCAAGAAAAAAAAUGACCUUGAUGAUACUGAUGAAGAAAACAAUGACAAAAAAAAGUCAGCUAAAAAAACAUCAGAUGUGAAGGAGGGAUAAAAAAAUUUCAUCCGAAAUGUGAAUUAUGAUACAACUGAAAAAAAAAAUUACAAGUUGUUCAAAAAGUAUGGCGAUAUAUCUUAAAAAAAGAUUGUCACUGACCCAGUCACAGACCAUAGCAAAGAAAAAAAUUUUGUUAAAUUUAAAUUGUUAGAAAGUGUAGAUCAAAAAAAGGCUGAUAGCAGUAUUGAUAGCAGUGUGUUUGUUCUAGAUGGACAUAAACUUCAAGAAAAAAAAGCUGUAACACGAGGCAAGGCAUCGCAACUGAGACAAAAAAAAAAAGAUGACAAGAAAGAGCCAAAAGACAAAAGAAAAAAAAACUUGGCUCGUGAAGGUGUAAUAAACGCAGGAUCAGAAAAAAACAAAGRUCUCAAUAAAGCUGAUUUACUCAAACGUCAAAAAAAAGAGGCAGAAAAGAAGAUUAAACUUCAGAAUCCAAAAAAAAAUGUCUCAACGACAAGACUCUGCGUGCGUAAUUUACCGUUAACUCUUACUGAACUAGAGUUAAAGAAAGUGUUUGGUAAAAAAAAUACAGGGUCUUCUGAGAAACCUGAUGUUAAGAAAGAAAAAAACAUGCGCAGUAAAGAUCGAUUUGAUAGCACAGGAAAGGGACGUUCUUUGGGUUUUGCUUUUAUAGAAUUUACUAACCAAAAAAACGCACUCACGGCCUUGCGAUCAACUAAUAACAAUCAAAAAAAAUUUGGACCAAAUCGAAGACCUAUCGUUGAAUUUUAAAAAAAAAACAGCCUCGCCUUGAAAGCGAGGCAGCAGAGAGAAAAAAAAUGUAAAUCCAAACAGAGUCAAACACCAGGAGGGGAGGGCAAAGCUAAGACAAAUAAAGAACAACGACAGGAAAAGGUAAUGCGGAGGAGAGAAAAGAGGAAACAACGAAGRAAUAAAAAAAAAAAGGAAAAUCAAGAAAAGGCGUCCAAAAAUUCAAUAGUACAACAAAGUAACAAAGAAGGUAAAGUUAAUACAAAGAAAUAA
Exaiptasia diaphana is the source of this 1570-nucleotide messenger RNA. Its product is annotated as RNA-binding protein 28-like. The transcript has 3 exons. Gene Ontology annotation, molecular function: RNA binding. The record is from RefSeq and is a predicted model, not a curated record. Lineage: Eukaryota; Metazoa; Cnidaria; Anthozoa; Actiniaria; Aiptasiidae.